Molecule: messenger RNA, 1182 nt
Organism: Jaminaea rosea
Lineage: Eukaryota; Fungi; Basidiomycota; Exobasidiomycetes; Microstromatales
Exons: 1
Coding region: 54-953 (299 amino acids)
Cellular component (GO): nucleolus
Molecular function (GO): RNA binding
Source: RefSeq, a predicted model, not a curated record
UAGCCACCUUUGCAUCCUCCCCCUCCAUCUCCACCGCAACGUCACCCAGCAUAAUGGUCUCCUCCUCAUCAGCAUCAAGCGUAGCGCCUCGCACCCUCUCCUCCGUCUCCAAGGGUAAAGAAUCGGUCAAGUCGUCCAUCGUCGGGAGCAGUACCAAGGCGAGCAUGCCGGCUGCUUCUCGCAACGGCGUUGAUGACGACGACGAUGAGGACCUCUUGAUCGGGUCGAGCUCGACCGUCCCGUCUGCACCUGAAGGCGCCGCAGGCAUCAACGGCGGGAUGGACCUCGACGACGGCGAAGCUGGCUCAGCAGCCGCAGAGUCAGGCUCAUCCUCCCGCCCCUCCUUCGCCCCCCUCUCCCGUACCCAACAAUCUGCGGCCUCGUCGUCGUCCUCCUCUUCCUCCAAGCAAUCUCAGCUACGCCGCAUCCCCAUCCCUCCACAUCGUCUCACCCCUCUCAAAUCGGACUGGCCCAAACUCUACACCCCGCUAGUGGACGUAGCCCACCUCCAAGUACGCAUGAACGUACCUCGCAAAUGCGUCGAGAUCCGUUCCUCCCCUCACACCCCUGAUGUAGGACUGGUACAGAAGGGGGCAGACAUGCUUCGCGCUUACGCCUUGGGAUUUGAGGCGGACGACGCUGUUGCCCUGCUGAGAUUGGACGACGUUUUCAUUGACACGUUCCAGAUUAAGGACGUCAAGACUCUUCAGGGGGAUCAUCUGAGUAGGGCUAUUGGACGAUUGGCGGGAAAGGAUGGGAGGACGCGAUAUGCGAUUGAGAAUGCUACUCGCACUCGUAUCGUCUUGGCGGACGAUCGUAUUCAUAUCUUGGGGGGAUUCCAGGCUAUCAGGACUGCCAGGAAUGCCUGUGUCAGUCUUGUCUUGGGUAGCCCGCCUGGAAAGGUAUACGCGCAUGUGAGUUUGUCCGAGCCCACGAUACCUAAGGACGCGUAACAAGAGCUCUUGCGCUGACAUGCUGCGAUCCUGACCCUGCUCUCUCGCUCCGACAGCUCAAGACGGUCGCUGCCAGGCAACGCCAGCGUGCGUGAGGCGUGCCAACCCUCGACAGGCUGUCCGGUCCCGCGCUCGCUCUUGUUUUGUCGUUCUCCUCUCACGAUCAAAUCAAUACGCCCGAUAUCCCGCCACAGCGAAGUCAUUCGGCGACACGAGAGAGUGUGGUGUG